AUGGCUCAGAGGGUCAACUCUUGCAACUUUGAGGACAGUUUCAGCGACAUCGACAUGGAGGAGCUCGAUAGCUACCUCACCUCGCCACCGGAGAUGUUGAGCGGCGACAGCCCGACCGACGACGCUCGCGCCGCCGCCCGAGCGCGCCUCGCCGCCCGCGCGGCGCACGUCGAGGGCGGCCUCGCCGCCGCUGCCGCCGCUGAGGCUGCGGUCGCCUCCGUCGCCGCCGGCCGCGGCGGCGACGAGCUCCGCCCCGUCCUCUCCAACCUCUCCGCCAACGUCCCCGCCAAGACCCCGGCGCCCCGCGCCGGGUUCAAGCGCCACCACAUCAUCUCGCCCCCCAUGAAGAACGCCCGCGUGAAGAACGACGACGGCCUCGGCGUCAACGUCGCCCGCGCCGCGCGCGAUCUGUGCGGCGACCUCGGCGAGCCCAAGGAGUCCCUCAUGCGCCGCGCGCUCGAGGUCAUCGGCGUCGUCGAGGCUAACGACAUCGCCAUCCAGGUGUACCGCAUCGAGGGCGAGGGGGGCCAGAUGACCUCCGACGGCGCCAGGCGCAGGACCCCCGGCGGCGUCUUCUGGGCGCUCCUCAGGGAACGCGUGACCAAGGAGGAGUGGGCCGACAUCUUCGCCGAAGAGAAGGAGGUGCAGCGCGAGCGGUGCAGACGCAGGCGCCGCGCGGCGUCGGCCGCGGCGUCGCUCGCGGGAUCCCCCACCUUCCGCGAAGGUUUCGGCAAGGGUGGGGGCCCCGUCGCGCCCGCCUCUUCGUCGUUGAAAACUCCCGCGCCAAUCGCGGCGGCGGCGAGGCUCGCCGCCAACGCCGACGCCCCCGCGCGCGCGACGAUGGCGAGCAAGCUCCGCGAUACCGCCGCCGCCUUCGCCACCGCCGUCGCCGCGACGCCGGCCGCCGCGCCCGGGUCCUGGGCGGCUCGCGCGAGAGCCCCGCCGGCUUUCUCGCGAGCGCAAUCCGCGCCCGCGGCGGUUCUCGCAUCCGCCGCUAAGAAAGCCGCGAAGACGCCAGCCGCCGCCGCUCCCGCCACCCCCGCCACCCCUUUCGGCGUCGUGACCCCCGAGAACGACCCCAACGCGAGCAAGGGCGGGUCAUGGGCGCAGCGCGCGCGCGCAGCCGCGGAGGCUGAGGCUGCCGCCGUCGAGGCUCGCAAGAUUGCCGCGUACAAACAGAGGUUGGCCAAGCUCGACGCCAAGCCGCUCGCGGCGGAGGCGCCCGCGCCGCCCGUCGUGAACGUCGAGGCGCCCGCGCCGCCCGUCGACGCCAUGGAUGCCGACGUCCAAGACGGGGAGGAUUGGGCCGCGGAGAUGGAGACGGAGGACGCGGGCGCGAUCGCCGCGGGCACCCCGGCGGCCAACCCGUGGGCGGGGAUGGCUACGUUUGCGUCCAUGGUUCGCGCGUGAUGAGAGUUGACGACGAAUUCGACGACGCGACGCCUCGGACCGGGGGGAGGAGAGAAUUCGGGGGAGGGGACACACGCGCGACGAGAGUCUGACGACUGUACCACCAACGGAAGGGCCUUUUCAUUGUGAUCAGAUUCGAAUCGUCUCGCUGAUGAAA
Molecule: messenger RNA, 1567 nt
Organism: Micromonas commoda
Lineage: Eukaryota; Viridiplantae; Chlorophyta; Mamiellophyceae; Mamiellales; Mamiellaceae
Exons: 2
Coding region: 1-1410 (469 amino acids)
Biological process (GO): snRNA export from nucleus
Source: RefSeq, a predicted model, not a curated record